Molecule: messenger RNA, 645 nt
Organism: Guillardia theta CCMP2712
Lineage: Eukaryota; Cryptophyceae; Pyrenomonadales; Geminigeraceae
Exons: 4
Coding region: 1-576 (191 amino acids)
Source: RefSeq, a predicted model, not a curated record
AUGUGUUGGGUAGCCGACGGUACCUUCUUUGGAGGAGCACCUGAGGUGUCCAGCAAUAAGAAUCAGAAGAAGUCUGUCUUGCUCGCCGUGGGCGCAGCUCUUCUUGUCGUGGGGGUUGUGGUCAUCGCUUCUUCUCGCAGAGUUUCUCUUUCUCAGGUCGACAAGGACGAUGGCACUGAUGCGCUGAUCAACGCUGUGCUCGUUGCUCGGGGGGACUCUCUACCCACCAAGUUCGUGGCUUCCAGGCUGAACAUCAACCCACAGCUUCCCUUCCUCGGAUCUUCCGCCUACAAGUCCAAGCACAUCAAGGCCAUUCACCGCAGGAGACCAGCGUUGAAACAGGCCAGGCUCCAGUCCCUUGAACUGGAUCCUGCUUCCCAGUUCUGCGCUGAUCCUGCAGACUGCGCCAGAGACCUCGACUACUUCAAGGCGAACGCUAUCUGGCAUCAGGCUGCUCACGACAUGAUCGGAUCCACCGGCCCCAUGGGACCCGCGUUCCCUCCCAACAUGGACGGAGUUGCCGGCAAGGUGCAGUACGCCUGGUGCGACCCUGAGUUGAACCCCUCCUGCCGAUAAGCAGUAUCUCCUUCUCCUCAGAAGUAUUUGUAUGGAUACUUUUGCUCUGUUUGAAAUUAAAUCGCUCAG